AUGGAGGGCGCGACAGCCGCCGAGGCGCAUCCCACCAUGGGGGUCAAGAUCUUCUCAGCCGGAUUGGCGGCCUGUGUGGCGGAUGUGAUCACCUUCCCGCUGGACACGGCCAAAGUCCGGCAACAGAUUCAAGGUGAAUGCCCGAACUCCGGUGCCCCUAAGUAUAAAGGUGUCCUGAGGACAGUCCUCACUGUGGCAAAAACGGAAGGGCCACUGAAGCUCUACAACGGACUGCCUGCUGGCCUGCAGAGACAAAUCAGUUCUGCCUCUCUCCGGAUCGGGCUCUAUGACACCGCCCGGGAGUACUUCACCGAGGGCAGAGAAACUAGUUUAGGAGGCAAGAUCUUAGCUGGGCUGACGACUGGAGGAGUGUCUGUGUUCAUUGGCCAACCCACAGAGGUCGCGAAGGUCAGACUUCAGGCGCAGAGCCAUCUCUAUGGUCCGAAACCUCGCUACACUGGGACUUACAAUGCUUACAGAAUUAUAGUAACAACUGAAGGCUUGUCGGGCCUUUGGAAAGGAACGACUCCUAAUUUGGCAAGAAAUGUCACCAUCAAUUGUACAGAGCUAGUAGCGUACGACAUAAUGAAGGACACCCUUGUGAAAAAUGAAAUCCUUGCAGAUGACCUACCCUGCCACUUUAUGUCGGCUGUUUUCGCUGGGUUUUGUGCAACGCUUCUGUCUUCACCAAUGGAUGUAGUGAAAACCAGAUUUGUAAAUUCUACACCAGGACAGUACAAGAGUGCGCACAACUGCGCAAUGACAAUGUUCAUUAAGGAAGGACCAUCAGCUUUUUUCAAGGGGUUACUACCUUCCUUCUUGCGACUGGCAUCCUGGAACGUCAUUAUGUACGUGUGCUUUGAGAAGCUGAAACAAGAGUUGAUGAAGUCAGGACAGCCCGCGGACAGUGCCACAUGA
This is a messenger RNA of Myotis lucifugus (little brown bat), 918 nucleotides long. RefSeq names its product uncoupling protein 1 (gene UCP1). NCBI's taxonomy places the organism in Eukaryota, Metazoa, Chordata, Mammalia, Chiroptera, Vespertilionidae. Gene Ontology annotation, biological process: mitochondrial transmembrane transport; adaptive thermogenesis; response to cold. Bases 1 to 918 code for a protein of 305 amino acids. The record is from RefSeq and is a predicted model, not a curated record. Gene Ontology annotation, molecular function: oxidative phosphorylation uncoupler activity. Gene Ontology annotation, cellular component: mitochondrial membrane. The transcript is spliced from 6 exons.